CACUAGGGAAAACAUUUUUAGUAUCUCAGUCUGAAGGUGGGACAAUUUAAGAAAAUACUUAAAAAGGAGAGUUGUGUAGUUUGAUAGCACACACAUCAUUAUGGACCCCUCUAAGUCUGCGACCGCUCCUCCGGAAUGGGCUGGUGAGAAGUCCAACAUGGGCCAUGCGUCCCCUCCACCCUACCAGGACCAGCCGUACCCGGGAUACCCUCAGCCCGGCCCGGGAUACCCUCAGCCCGGCCCGGGAUACCCACCACAACAGCAGGGCUAUGGACCUCCGCCGCCGCAGUAUGGAGGUGCUUAUGGGCAACAGCAGUACCCAGGAGGACAGCCUGCCACCGUCACUGUCCAGCCUACCGUGUACGUGACCCGAGGCCCGCUGGCUAACCCUGUCAACGACUACUUGUGCUACUCCAUCUUCACCCUCCUGUGCUGCUGCCUGCCACUUGGAAUUGCUGCCCUCAUCUAUUCCAUCUCAGCCCGUGAAGCCAACCAUUCCGGGGACCAGGUUUCGGCAGAGCGGAGCAGCAAGAUGGCCAGGACACUGAACCACGUGGGCCUGGGACUCGGCAUCGGGUUCCUCAUCCUCUCCAUUGUUUAUGUUGCGGUGUUGGCAAAUUCACAUUAAAUAGUAAAUCUGUUUCAUCAUCCAUCCCAUAUUCCUAGUUCCGGUAAUCAGACCACAUGAGGAAUAUUACUGGCCAUCAGGAAGAGUUAUUUGUUGAAAAUGUGUUACCAUGAAGUCCCCUGAUUGGCUGAAAACUAUUGAUAUAUUAAUCCACAGUAGAUGGCUUUGUAAUCCUUUCCCCUCCAGCACUGUAGAGAGUUUCCAGUACAACCUUCCAAAUAUUUCUUCAACAUUUAUUGUGCUUUCUAUGUUAUCACACAUCAAAAACAACCUUAAAAUAUGUUUCCAACUUUGAUGCCUUAUAAGUAGUGCCUUAGGUCGGUGUUGCUUCACCACACGUAGUAUUAUCCAAAGUGUUGCACCAAGGAAUUGUUGGCUGUAAAUGUGCAAAUGUGCACUAACAACCUGGCUCAAUAACAACCUGGCUCAAUUUUAAAGGCAUAUUGGUAUGUGUAUUGGUGUUGUUUGUCAUGCAAUGUCUGUAUGUUCUUUUAUUAACCAAAGCUGAAAAAGUAAAAUUUACUGUAUACAAGAUUUCUUUAUAAAUAAAGUUAGUAUAUUGAGAGAAAAAAAA
Anoplopoma fimbria (sablefish) is the source of this 1202-nucleotide messenger RNA. Its product is annotated as cysteine-rich and transmembrane domain-containing protein 1-like. The record is from RefSeq and is a predicted model, not a curated record. Gene Ontology annotation, cellular component: membrane. The transcript has 3 exons. Bases 101 to 628 code for a protein of 175 amino acids. NCBI's taxonomy places the organism in Eukaryota, Metazoa, Chordata, Actinopteri, Perciformes, Anoplopomatidae.